AUGGACGAUGACAGCGACCAAAAUAGCGGUCGCCCGAAACGAUCCGCAGCCGCUUUCCUCGGCGCGUUCCUGCUGAACGUCCUGCUCGGGACCCUGUACUGCUGGAGCUGCUACCUCGUCCCGCUGGAGCAGGCGCUCGGCGUGGGCCGCGGCUUACUCUCCGGCGUCUUUUCCCUCGCCACCAUAUGCUUCACGGUCGCCGUUGCCAAGCUCGGCCCGUGGCUGUACGCGGUAGCAGCACCCGCGGUCAUAGGCACGGGCGCCGCGGUGUGCGCGGGCGCCGGCUUGUUGAUUGCGUCGCAGUCCAUCGCGUACGUCAGCGCGGCGCCGUUGUUCCUCGGGUACGGCGUCGUGUUCGGGGCGGCGUCGGGGGUGGGGUACGGUCUUUCGGUGCAGAUGGCGUCCCGGGCGCCUUUCGGCGAGGGACUCAGCACGGGACUGAUCACGAGCGCGAGGGCGGCUGGGGCGUUUGUGUUUGCGCCGGUGGUGAGGUACCUCCUGGACGGCGGCGGCGCGGGGCGGGCCAUGUCGACGAUGGGCUGCGCGCUUCUGGCGUCGGCGCCGUUCAUUUACGGGGUGCUGGCGACGGACGGGACGAAGCACCCGCUGGCGAGUCAGAAACGGGACAAGGACCUGCCCAUGACGACGGAAGAGGAGGAGAGGGAGCGGCAGCUGGGACCGGCCAUGUUUGCGCUCUGGAUCUCGCUCGGGCUCGGCGUCAGCGCCGGCCUGAUGCUGAUGGCGCACGCGUCCGCGCUGCUGUACUCGCACGGCGCGUCAAUCGGCGUGGCCACCGCUGGCGUGAGUAUCGUCAGCGUGUUCACCACGGCGGGCCGGAUAUUCGGGGGCUGGGCGUGCGAUCGCUCGGGCGUCGGCGCCGAGAGGGUGCUGCGGUGGGCGCCGUUUGUCGCGGUUCCCGCUCUCGCCGGGGCGGCGGUGGCGGCAAACAGCGUCGCCGCGGCGCAGGCAGCGCUCGCGGCCGCGUCAAUCGUGUACGGCGUGUUCGCGUCCGUGAUACCGGUGGAGGUGAGGCGACGCACCGGGAGCAGGGAUUUCGCUCGUCAGUUUGGCAAGGUGUACACGGCGUGGGGGUUCGCCGGUCUCGCCGCGCCGGUGGCCGCCGGGUGCCUGUUCGAGGCCAGGGGGGAUUACACCGCCGCGCUCGUGGCCGCCACCGCGCUGUGCAUCUUGUCCGCCAUGGUGGUCAGAUGGAUGCUCAAGCCUGGACGGUCCCACGAGGAGUGGAAGGAGGCAAUCGCUGAGGCAAAGCGGGCGAAGGCAGAGGAGGAUGCCGCGAAUGGCAUCAGUCAAGUUAUAGCUCCCUGA
Molecule: messenger RNA, 1326 nt
Organism: Micromonas commoda
Lineage: Eukaryota; Viridiplantae; Chlorophyta; Mamiellophyceae; Mamiellales; Mamiellaceae
Product: major facilitator superfamily
Exons: 1
Coding region: 1-1326 (441 amino acids)
Source: RefSeq, a predicted model, not a curated record